AUGUAUCGACAACCAGUGGUGGCUCUAGCCUCCCUCCUUUGUCUCACGGCUUCCGCUGUUCCAUAUGCCGAGUACAUCCUCGCGCCGUCGCAGCGAGAUCUGUCUCCCAUAUCCGUUCACCAAUCUAAUGGUACCGUCAUCAAUGCCGCAGGAGUCACGACCUCCGGAUCCGGAGGCACCACUUUCAACAGCGUAUCAGCUGUCACAUACGACUACACCAAGAACAUCGGCGGCUUGGUAUCCUUCGUCGUCAACUCUUCAUCCGAUAGCGAACAAUACAUAGGCAUCUCAUUCACCGAGUCGUCCAUGUGGAUCUCUCCUGACGGCUCUGAUGCUACUCAGAACAUCGCCAUCGACGAGACAUUGUGGUUCAAGAUCACUGGCCCUGGCAACUACUCUGUCGAGCCCCUGCACGACCGUGGCGGUUUCAGAUAUCUAAAUGUCUAUCAUAACACCACUGGCAAUGUUACCCUGAGCCAUCUGCAAACCUACUUUACUGCCAUGCCACAUUUUCCUGAUGAUGGUCUUCGCGACUAUACAGGUUACUUCCACAGUAACGACGAGAAGCUCAACCGAGUCUGGUAUGCUGGUGCCUACACCGACCAACUAUGCACAAUUCCUUCCACAGCGGGCAAUUCUCUGGUCGACCUUGAUGCCACUGACCCAGAUGUGCCAACAGUGUGGUGGUCCAACAGCACCUUGACAAACGGCAGUUCUGCUUUCACCGACGGACCCAAACGAGAUAAGCUCAUCUGGCCCGGCGACUUUGCCAUUUCAGUACCUGGUGUGUUCCUUUCAACAGACGACGCCAUUACUGUAAAGCUAUCUCUACAACAACUGUUUGCUAGUCAGAACACCACUACCGGUGCUCUCCCCUGGUUUGCUCAACCCGUAUAUGUGUUCCCAGAGAACAGUUUUAUCGAUUUUGGAAAAGUUGUUUUCAGUUUCAACUAUCACCUAUUCACACUCCUGGGAUUGCACAAUUACUGGGUCUAUACUGGUGAUGAUGAAUACCUUCAGAACAAUUGGAACAGAUUCAAGCUUGGUCUGAACUAUAGCCUGAGCUUUGUGGACGAAACUGGAUUGGCGAAUGUCACUUCCCCUUUUGAUUGGUUAAGAGUAGGUAUGGGUGGCCACAAUAUCGAGGCCAACAGCAUUCUCAAACAUACCUUGGAUGUAGCAGUUGCACUGGCUUAUGCUGUCAACGACACUUCGCAUAUCUCUAGCUGGUCCAAUGCGUCUACAGCUAUUGCAAGUGCCGCAAACACACUUCUCUGGGAUAGUACAGCUUCACUCUACAAGGACAACGAGACCACCACUCUACAUCCACAGGACGGCAAUGUGUGGUCCAUCAUCGCGGGCAUCGCAUCCGCGAACCAAAGCACUGCAAUCUCCUCCGCUCUCGCUGCACGCUGGGGACCGUACGGUGCUCCGGCUCCAGAAGCCGGUACAACGAUCUCACCUUUCAUAUCGGGCUUCGAGCUCCAAGCCCACUUCCUCGCCGGGCAACCUCAACGCGCCAUCGACCUGAUGCGCUUCAUGUGGGCAGAUUUUAUGCUCGACGAUCCACGCAUGACCAACAGCACCUACAUCGAAGGCUACGACACUAGCGGCGCACUGCACUACCCUGCCUAUGCCGACGACGCACGAAUUUCGCAUUCUCAUGGCUGGAGUUCUGGUCCUGUAUUAGCUUUGUCGACGUUUGCGGCUGGAUUGCAUGUGUUGAAUGCAGCGAAUUGGGUCGCACAUCCUCAACCUGGCAAUUUGACGAAUGUGGAAGCUGGGUUUGAAGUUGGUCAUGGAAGUUAUGCUGCUAAUUACUCUGUUACUGCUGGUGGAGCCAGGUACACAUUCACGACGCCGGCAGGCACGAAAGGCAGUCUUGUCCUUGAUACUCUCAGUUGCAAUGGCAAGAUAACCAUUGAAGGCAGUUUUGGCGAUGCUGAUGCUGGCCAGUCGAGCUCCAAGCGUGGUGUUGGUCAUAACAAGAGUUUCCACUGGAGCAAGCAAAUUAAGAACCCAGGUCUUGCAGCAAGUCCUUGGAGAUGUGGUGUUUGGGGUCCUUCUUCGCCGCCAGCGCACUCGAAUGACAGUAAUGGCACGAUCACCAUUGACGGGCUGGCUGGUGGAAAUUACACUGUUGAUAUCAGGUGUACAUGA
This is a messenger RNA of Aureobasidium melanogenum CBS 110374, 2160 nucleotides long. RefSeq names its product bacterial alpha-L-rhamnosidase domain-containing protein. The record is from RefSeq and is a predicted model, not a curated record. The coding region runs from base 1 to 2160 and encodes 719 amino acids. Lineage: Eukaryota; Fungi; Ascomycota; Dothideomycetes; Dothideales; Saccotheciaceae. The transcript has 2 exons. Gene Ontology annotation, biological process: carbohydrate metabolic process.